CCUUUAACUCGGGCGUCUUGCUGCUUCGUAACUGCUCAGCGGGCACUUGCUAUUAUUUCACGCCAUGUUUUCUGAAUUCAAGAACGCUAGGUGCCUCUAAGCUCUACGUAUCUGAAAUGCCACUAUAUAACUCAACCUUAAUCCUUGCUUAGCUGCAUUUGAAAAUUGGCGGAGCUUUCAUUUGAAAAUUGACGGAGCUUUCAUUGGAAAAAUGGAUUCUUCGGCGGCAAAUUCUGUGUCGAACUCCCCUAUAUCCUCUGCCCCUCAAUCUCCUCGGCCUCCGCCUCCGUCGCAACAGCAUCAGGAGGUCUCAAACCUCACUGUUCUUAAAGCUGUGAAGAAGGAGGAAGUGAUCGAAGAUCCUCUUGAUGAUAUGGAGACUGAACAGGAUGAGAAGUUCAAGAGGUAUGAAGUUGAGGCGAGGAGAUAUUUAAUGUCCAAGUACUUUUCAGACAAGACUAUUUUUGGAGGAAACAUCUUUGAUGUAAAAAUGGGUAUAAAUGGAGAGCAAGUAAAAGUAAGUAGGUUUCCUGGGUACCAGUCGUAUGCAGAUCCCGCUAAUUUUAAUGACGAUAACAGUAGCGACUCAGUCUCUACAAUGGAAACUCCAUCCCCAGAGUACUGCUAAUGGGCAUCAACCUUCCCAAUCUUGAAAUUUCAUUCAUUCGAUAGCGUCCUCUUGAUCAGUAGAAAUCUCCUGGACUUGGGUUAAAUCUGAAAAUUUUCAAGUAAAUCAACUAGCGACUUGUAUAAUUUCUAGAACUAUAUGUGGAAAAAGGUAAGUAACUUACUUUGGAUUGAGCCAUGGUUGUAGUUAUUAUUGUUGUUGUAUGCAAGGACAACGAUAGCAUUCG
Solanum verrucosum is the source of this 854-nucleotide messenger RNA. RefSeq lists its product as uncharacterized. The record is from RefSeq and is a predicted model, not a curated record. NCBI's taxonomy places the organism in Eukaryota, Viridiplantae, Streptophyta, Magnoliopsida, Solanales, Solanaceae. The coding region runs from base 212 to 628 and encodes 138 amino acids. The transcript is spliced from 5 exons.